Molecule: messenger RNA, 2802 nt
Organism: Python bivittatus (Burmese python)
Lineage: Eukaryota; Metazoa; Chordata; Lepidosauria; Squamata; Pythonidae
Gene: COL9A1
Product: collagen type IX alpha 1 chain
Source: RefSeq, a predicted model, not a curated record
AUGGACAGAGAUAACUACAGUAUGUCUAAUCUUAUUGCAGGGUUUCCAAUAACAUUCAGUUCCAACAUGAAGACUGACCUCUGUCCAUCAACCAGGAUUGGCCAGGAUGACCUACCAGGCUAUGACUUAAUUUCACAGUUCCAGCUUGACAAAGCUGCUUCCAGAGGAAUUAUCCAACGCGUAGUGGGUUCCACAUCUUUACAAGUUGCUUACAAAUUAGGUACCAAAGUAGACUUCAGGAUUCCUACUAGAUCCUUGUAUCCUCAUGGACUACCCGAUCUAUAUUCCAUUCUAACUACUUUUCGGAUGACUGGGAAUACAGUUCAGAAAUCCUGGAGCCUGUGGCAAGUUCUAGAUUCUUCUGGAAAAGAGCAAGUUGGACUGACGCUUAAUGGGCCAGCCAAAUCUCUUGAAUUCUCAUAUAAAGGAAUUGAUGGAAGUCUUCAGAAAGCAACAUUUUUGGAUUUGCCUUAUCUUUUUGAUUCCCAGUGGCAUAAAGUUAUGGUCGGUAUAGAAAAAAAGACUGUCACACUUUAUAUCGACUGUGCUAUGAUACAAACUCUAGCCAUAAAGCCGAGAGGAAAGAUCAAUGUUGAUGGUUUUACCACAUUGGGAAAACUGAAAAAUAAUCCUCAAAUUUCAGUUCCGUUUGAGAUCCAGUGGAUGAUGAUUCAUUGUGACCCUCAGCGUCCUCAGAGGGAAACCUGUAGUGAACUUACAAUCAGGAGCUCGAUAAGCCAGACAAUCAUAAAGAGAGGCCCUCCAGGUCCGCAAGGCCCCCCAGGCCCCCCAGGCCCCCCAGGCGUUCCUGGCAUCGAUGGCAUUGAUGGAGACAGAGGUCCUAAUGGCCCCCCAGGCCGUCCAGGUCCUGAUGGUGAUGCUGGAAAACCAGGUGUGCCUGGAUUGCCAGGGGUACCAGGAGCUGAUGGAUUGACAGGACCUGAUGGAUCACCAGGUCCAGCCGGUCCAAAAGGACAAAAGGGUGAAGUGGGGUUGCCUGGAGGCCGUGGACUUCCUGGAAAGGGCAUUCCUGGACCUCCUGGUCCUCCUGGUAUAGGAGGACUGCCUGGAGAAGUGGGAAGAGUUGGGCCACCUGGUGAUCCUGGAAAGAGAGGCCCCCCAGGAGUGCCAGGACCUCCAGGUCCAAGGGGAACAAUUGGCCUUCAUGGUGGAGAUCCACUGUGUCCAAAUGCUUGCACACCUGGCCAUCCAGGACCUGCUGGCAUGAUGGGCAUGAAGGGCCACAAAGGAGCAAAAGGUGAGGGUGGUGAACCAGGAAAGCAAGGCUAUAAGGGAGAAGAAGGCGAAGAAGGACGAAUAGGUGACAUCGGAGAUCAGGGCCCUCCGGGACCUCAAGGGUUAAGAGGAUUCAUUGGCAUAAUGGGCCCCAAAGGUGAUAAAGGUGCUCGUGGUUUUGAUGGAGAGCCUGGUCCUCAAGGUCUUCCAGGGGCAGCUGGUGAUCAGGGACAAAGAGGUUCACUAGGAGAAACAGGCCCGGAAGGAGAGAGGGGUCCACAAGGCAUUAGAGGAAUUACUGGUCUUCCUGGGCCAAAAGGAGAAACUGGCUUACCUGGAGUUGAUGGCCGUGAAGGGAUACCUGCCAUGCCAGGAGCAAAGGGUGAACCAGGAAAACCAGGACCUCCAGGUGAUAUAGGAAUUCAGGGAAUCCCUGGUUUACAUGGCUCUUCUGGAGCAAAAGGUGUUGCUGGCUCAAAGGGUAAUGCUGGUCCUCCAGGGAAACCUGGCUUGAUGGGAAAUUCGGGUAAACCUGGAGAACAAGGACCCCAAGGAGAACCAGGACCAGUUGGCCCCAAAGGCCCAUUAGGUAGCAGAGGUGAGCCAGGCCCUGCUGGUCCUCCAGGGUCACCAGGUAAAAUGGGUGCCGAGGGAGACAUUGGACUCCCAGGUUUACCAGGGCCCCCGGGACUGCCUGGCGCUAAAGGCAACAGGGGUUCAGCUGGUGGGCGAGGGCCAAAAGGACAACAAGGACAUGCUGGGGGAGAAGGAGAGCCUGGACAAAGAGGCGACCUGGGUGAUGCGGGUUUGCCAGGCCCUAAAGGAUCUGUUGGGAAUCCUGGUGCAGCUGGUUCACGUGGGCCAGAAGGAAACCGUGGUGUGCCUGGCAUAGAAGGAUUUCGUGGGCCACCUGGCCCCCGUGGUUUACAAGGGGAACAAGGGUCUCCAGGGCUGCCCGGCAGCCAGGGACCAGCGGGCAGAGAGCCAACUGAUUUGCAUAUUAAACAGGUUUGCAUGAGAGUAAUACAAGAACAAAUGGCACAGAUGGCUGCUAGUCUUCGGAGGCCUGAAUUUGGGGCUCCUGGCCUCCCAGGCCCACCUGGCCCACCUGGUUCCCCUGGACCUCCAGGAGACAGUGGCUUCCCAGGACAGGCUGGAUCCCGGGGAUUGCCUGGUCUUAAAGGCCCUCCUGGUGACAUUGGGUUGAAAGGUCCCAAAGGUGAAACAGGUGAAAAGGGGGAGAGAGGAUUCCCAGGUCAAGGGCCCAAGGGCUUACCAGGAACAGUAGGGCUCCCUGGAGAACCUGGCAAGCCCAGCUAUGGCACUGAUGGGCGAGAUGGCGAGAGAGGCCCCCCUGGAGCAGCUGGUUCCCCUGGUGUUCCGGGUCCCCCUGGCCCUCCAGGUCCUCCUGGUUAUUGUGAACCGUCAGCCUGUACUGUGGAAGCUGGAUUACAAGGAGGGCUGAAUGUGAAAGGGCCAUGAAAAACUCAGCUUUCAAUUAAAUGACACGAAGUUUUGGAAACCAUCUUUGCUCCGCAGAGAUAUCUGACAACCAAGAGAAACCAG